GAUCAGGACCAGCAUUCUCACCUGUACCCCAAAUGACCCAGUGCAGUCUGACAUUUGGACAGUACAGACGGCAGUCCCAGAGUCUGGCUCAUAUUGGAACCACCAGGGUAGUUGUGAAACUCCUCAAUGUGCAGUGCGUGCCCCUGAGGUCUGUGGCAUGAGAAUUUCUGGGGCUGCUACCCUGCUACAUAAGGAUUUUUCAUCCUCGUAGGUGAUGGUGGCCGUGUCCUUGCUUAAUGCUGCCUAGGGAAGGCAAGAAACUCCUGUAAAGGGAACUGGCCUUAGAGGGUUCUUCCAGCCACCAGCAACUCUGUGGCUUUAAGAGCCAUGGCUGGCAUCCUGCCAAGGAAGCCACCACCCCAGUACAGGCCUUGCAAGCAUUGGCUGCAGGAGUAAACUGUAGCAGGCAGUGGUGCCCGGGGCUGGCCCUGGCAUGUAGACCGAGCCUGAGCUGGGCAGAACAAACCGGUGGCAGUGGCGGCGGCAGCAGGCAACCCCAGAAGCUCCUGUGAGCUGAAGAAAAGAGAUCUUUAUGCCUUUCAGAGGGAAGCUCAUUCUGCAAGGCUAAGGAAACAAAGGGAAGGAUUGUGUGUCACUCUAGUCCAGACGUCUCAAACCAACAAAGUUCGUGUUCACAGGUACCAGGAACUCAGGCUUGCAUGUAUCUUUGGGAAGAGGCACAAAUCAACCCACUACAAUACAGGAAGAAAUAGAUGACUCCCAAACACCACUCCUUGACUGCUCAGCACCCACGUUUUCUACAGAGUUAGCUGGUUCCCUGCAGCCCAUUGGGGAUGGUAUGGUGCCCUUCUCACUUCUUCUGAGGUCCCGUCUUCCCUCUGCCCUAAGGAGUCUGCCAACGGCAGCACACAUCAGAAACACAGCCAGCAUGACUGAAGGACUCCAACCAGCUAGUGUGGUGGUCCUACCCAGAUCCCUAGCACCAGCCUUUGAAAGCUUCUGCCAGGCCAAUCAUGGUCCUCUGCCCCUGCUGGGCCGAAGUGAGCCGGAGAAGAUACUGCCGCGCCUUAGCACUGUUCCAGACGGAAGGACCAUCUGUCCACAGUUCCAGAAAUAUGAGUUUGGCACCUGCACAGGCAUCCUGGCCUCACUGGAAGAGUACUCAGAGCAGCUGAAGGACAUGGUGACCUUCAUCAUGGACUGUAGCUUCUCCAUAGACAAGGCCUUGGAGCAGGCAGGGAUCCCCAGAAGAGACCCAGCAGGUCCAAACCACGCAGGAGCAUACAAGACGACAGUGCCAUGUGCCACCAUUGCUGGCUUCUGCUGCCCUCUGGUGGUCACAAUGAGACCCAUUCCCAAGGACAAGCUGGAAACGCUGUUCCAGGCCACACACUCCUUGGGAGGACAGCAAGGACAACCCAUCCACAUUGGUGACCCAGAGCUCUUGGGAAUCAAGGCACUGUCCAAACCUGACUAUGGGAAUUAUGUGGAGUGUCGGCCUGAGGAUGUCCCAGUGUUCUGGCCUUCACAGCUGACCGGUCUGGAAGCAGUCAUCAGUUGCAAGGCUCCACUGGCUUUCACCAGCACUCCAGGCUGCACGGUGAUGAUCCUGAAGGACCCUGUGUCUCCAGCCAGUUGCCAGACCCCUGAGAUGGUUCUGGAAGUCCACGCCAUUUCCAAAGACCCUUUGCAUUACAGUAUAGUGUCAGCCGCUGCUGCUCAAAAGAUCAGAGAGCUGGAGUCCACAAUCGCCAUAGACCCAGGUAACCGAGGGAUCAGGCACCUGCUACGUAAGGAUGAGCUGCUGCAGGCUGCUCUGUCACUGUCCCAUGCCCGCUCAGUACUAGUCACCACUGGAUUCCCCACGCAUUUCAAUCACGAGCCCCCAGAGGAGACAGAUGGCCCACCAGGAGCCAUUGCUUUAGCUGCCUUCCUGCAGGCUCUGGGGAAGGAGACCUCCCUGGUGGUAGACCAGAGAGCCUUGAACUUGCACACAAGGCUUGUUGAAGAUGCCGUUAAGGAAGGUGUUCUGAAGAUACCAAUCCCCACAUUAACUUACCAGAGUGGAUCAAUGGAAGAUGCUCAGGCAUUUUUGUGCAAAGAUGGGGACCCCAAGUCUCCAAGAUUUGACCAUCUGGUGGCCAUCGAGCGUGCAGGAAGGGCUGCUGACGGCAAUUACUACAACGCAAGGAAGAUGAACAUCAAGCACUUAGUUGACCCCAUUGAUGACCUUUUUCUUGCCGCACAAAAGAUUCCUGGAAUCUCAUCAACUGGAGUGGGUGACGGAGGCAAUGAGCUUGGGAUGGGCAAGGUCAAGGAGGCCGUGAAGAAGUACAUCAGAAAUGGAGAUGUCAUCGCCUGUGAUGUGGAAGCUGACUUUGCUAUCAUUGCUGGUGUUUCUAACUGGGGAGGCUAUGCCCUGGCCUGUGCACUAUACAUUCUGAACUCAUGUGAAGUCCAUGAGCGUUAUCUGAGGAGGGCAACUGGGCCUUCCAGGGUACCUGGGGAACAGAGCUGGACUCAGGCCCUGCCAUCUGUCACGAAGUUUGGUCUGAAAUCCUAGCUCAAGCAACCCUUGCCUCAACCUCCUGAGUACUUAGAACUAUAGGUGUGCCCGACUUCCCGACUCAUUCUUAUUUAAAAGAUUUUUUCCAACUUGCUUGAAAAUAACAUCUUUUUCCCAUAAAUAUCAGCCCGCCAUGCCCCAGAAUUAUUAGCAGGUCACCACCUGCCCCUAAGCCUGGAAAUUACCCUGGGACCUCUUUCCCCAUCCACCUUGACUCUGUCGGGAGGUCGGCCUCGCUUUAGAUCUCCUUCCCCCUCCCCUGCCUCUGACAGCCUCAGCCUGGGUAGCACCCCUGCUUCCAGCUCUGCUCCAGCAGGGAGGAGCGGCCCCCUCCACUUGGUCUCUUAGAACAUGGUGUGGUCCUUCCUGGAAAUCUGCUGGGGGUGGCAAUUGGCCCAGCUCUUAGGGACCAGACAAUUGGUCCCUGUGGCUCUCAGCGGCUGAGUGCCAGCCAGUUCCUAACCUGUUGGCUCCUCACACUCACCCUGAGGACUCCACGGUCCUCUCCAUGUCCCAGAAGGAUGAGAACAGUGAGGGCAGACAGCGUGCUGGGAGGAAAUGGCCCCAUGGUGCCACAUGUAUUGCCCCAUAAAGAGAGGAUAUGAGUAAUAAGGAAGAAAAGUGGGAGAAUGGAGCCGAAACAAAGGAUGGAAAAUGCCCAUCUGGGCUGGGUAGCCCCUGGCCAGGGGCUCUUAACAAAGACUUGUGUGGAAAUGUGCUUGGACCUCCCUUUCACAGGGCGGGUCAUCUGCCUUCACCCACGGGCAGAACAGAAAGACCACUGCAGGAAUAAAGAGAGUGCUUCCUGGCAACCUCUGCCAAUACUUCCCCGUGUGUGUGUGUGUGUGUGUGUGUGUGUGUGUGUGUGUGUGUGUGUGUGCGCACAUAUCCAUAUGUGUUUAUGUCUGUGGUACACUUGUGUAUUCACAUAUAUGCAGAGGCAAGAGGCUAACAUCCAACGUCUUUCUCAAUUAUUCUCCCCCUUAUUUUCUGAGACACAGUUUCUCGAUAAAUCUGGAGCACACCAAUUAGGCUAGAAUGGGUAGGUAGCAAGUCCCAGGGAUGCCCCUGUCUCUGCCUUUCUGGCUUUUACGUGAGUGCUGGGAAUUGGGGUCUCAUAUUUAUAUGGCAAGCACUCUACUACCUGAGCCAUCUCCCCAGCUCCUCAUCACAAUAUUUGAAGUUUUGGGUGAGUGUCUACAAGGCCCUUUCCUCGGCUUAUUUCUCCUCUUUAAUUUCCUCUAAUGCUAGUUGCCCUGUGUCUAAAUCAAUGCAGAUCGCUCUAACAAAACACCAUAGACUGGGAAGCCUAAACAGCUCAUUCUUAGUUCUCACAGUUCUAGAAGCCGGGAAGUCCAACACUGAGGUGCCAGGAGAUUCAGUGCCUUGGUGGAAAUGCUCUUCCUGGGUUGUAGAUGGCUGGCCUCUCACUGUACCCUCAUGUGUUAGAGGCAGAAAGCAUGUGGCCCCUCAUCUUUUUAUAAGGGCACUAAUCUUACCAUGGGGGCUCCACCCUCAUGACCUCAUCACAACCUUAUUCCCUCCCAAAGACUCCAUCUUCAAAUACUAUCAUAUUGAGAGCCAUGAGUUGGAAGGGUUACAAAGCUUCAGUCUAUAAUAAUAAUUCCCCGAAAAGCAUUCCCAGGGUGCUGUGGGAUGUUCUGUAUGGCAAAUGUGUUGCUGAUUAGUCAAUAAAUAAAACACUGAUUGGCCAUUGGCUAGGCAGGAAGUGUAGGCGGGACAAGGAGGAGAAUAAAGCUGGGAAGUGGAAGGCUGAGUCAGAGAGACACUGCCAGGCGCCAUGAUGACAAACAGCAUGUGAAGAUGCCGGUAAGCCACGAGCCAUGUGGCAAGGUAUAGAUUAAUGGAAAUGGAUUAAUUUAAGCUGUAAGAACAGUUAGCAAGAAGCCUGCCAUGGCCAUACAGUUUGAAACCAAUACAAGUCUCUGUGUUUACUUGGUCGGGUCUGACGGCUGUGGGACUGGCAGGUGAGAGAGAUUUGCCCUGACUGUGGGCCAGGCAGGAAAACUCUACCUACACCAGGGCACCCUAGUAAACUGAAUUUGAUGUUCUGUUCUGUGCCAUGACUCUGUGUAUCCUGUGAGUCCCUGGUUAGUCAUCUAGCUUGGGACCACCUUGGGGGCUUGAACCUGUCUCACCCUUGAAUCUCUGGCUCAGAGACUGUCACAGCAGGUGCUCAGAAAACUGAUGCCUCAUCCGGAAGGUGGCAGUCCUCUGAUGUCUACAUUUCCUGCUCCAGAUUCCUUUGGUUCCGUCUUACCGUGGAGGAAGGAGAGGGUGUUUGAUCUGGCCCCUCCUCCCUGCUACCUCCCUCUAAGUGUUCAAUGGGGACAGCACAUUAGUGGCUUAGACAGGAGGUUCUUUGGGACCUUAUUUUUGGAGGGGAAGGAAAGGAGGUGGACCAGCUCCUACCCCUUAACCAGCAAGUGAGGUAAGGAAAGCAAGCUCUGGGCUUUCCUCACUGCCGUUGACAACCAGCGUCAUUCCUACUGUGUGCCAAGGGCCAAACUGGGUGCUUUACUUCCAGUAUCUCAUUUAAUCCUCAGGAAGCCCCUGAGGGCCACACUGCCACCAGCAUCAGCAACGCCCCCACCUGACAGAUGAGAUUUCCAAGACACAGAGAGGCUGAGACACUGACAGGAAAGCCCCACAUCAGAUGUGUCUAAUCCCAAAGCCCUUCUGGGGUCCAGCUGCUUUUUCUCCAUGGCUCUGCUCCCUCCAGAUGUUCCCAUACCCUUGUUGAAAAAUGGAGGCAGCAGCAGAACUUAGUGUUGUGCUUGCUAGAUUUUUUUUUCCUGAGGGUGGUCAACAUGAUACAAGCUAAGAUCAUCUGGGAAGAGGAAACCUCAAUCUAGAAAAUGCCUCCAUCAGAUUGGCCUGUAGGAAAGCCUGUGGGGCAUUGUCUUUAUUGAAGAUUGAUGUGGGAGGGCCUGGCCAAUGUGGUGGUACCAUCCCUGGGCAGGUGGUCCUGUGCCGUAUAAGAAAGCAGGCUGAGAAAGCUUACAUAGAGAGUAAGCCACUAAGCAGUACCCCUCCAUGGCCUCUGCUUCAGUUCCUGCCUCCAGGUUUCUGCCUUGAGUUCCUGUCCUGAGACUUCCCUCAGUGAGGGAGUAUGGCCUGAGAGCUGUAAGUUGAAGUAAACCUUUUCCUGCACUACAUAGCUUUUAGUCAUGGUGUUUAUCACAGCAAUAGGAAAGCCAACUCAGGAGGCUAACAGUGGGGUCUCAGGAGGGCCUUCUGCCACAAUCAGACCCAUGGGAGCUCAUCCAUAGCUGUCUAGAGACUGAGUUGGUGGACGAUUGCACCUCUGGUGUGCUUUAGGACCAUACAGGCCUCCACCAGGGCAUGAAAUUCAGUCACAUGAUUUUAAGUGUCCAAAGAAACAGCUGAUCUGUUUCAAUCCUUUGCUCUUGUUUGAGACAGGGUCUCACUCUGUAGGCCAGGCUGUCCCAGAGCUCAGUAUUUAAUCCAGGCUGGCCUCAAACUCACUGUAAUCCUCUUGCCUCAGCCCCACAAGUAUUAGGAUGACAGGUAUGAGCCACCACAUCAAGCUCUCAAUUUUGAUUUUCAUAAGGAACUUUCCAACAGGUUAAUAUUUUUACCCCAAAUUUUACUUUUUAAAAAGAGGCACUUUCCUGGGUGUUGUGCCACACGCCUUUAAGCCCAGCACUUGGAAGGCAGAGGCAGGUGGGUCUCUAUGAGUUUGAGGCCAGCCUGGUCUGUGUAGUGAGUUCCAGGACAG
This is a messenger RNA of Peromyscus californicus insignis, 6290 nucleotides long. It is a transcript of the gene Dglucy, whose product is annotated as D-glutamate cyclase. Gene Ontology annotation, biological process: glutamate metabolic process. The record is from RefSeq and is a predicted model, not a curated record. Lineage: Eukaryota; Metazoa; Chordata; Mammalia; Rodentia; Cricetidae. The transcript is spliced from 14 exons. The coding region runs from base 800 to 2524 and encodes 574 amino acids. Gene Ontology annotation, molecular function: D-glutamate cyclase activity.